GUAUAAUUUGUUGUAGUUUGUCGAUAGGAGUGGAUAAUAUACCACAGGCAUCGAAUGGGGUCUUCCCCGGUCUAGUUUGCGUACUGAAAUCCAUACGUCAGACCACACGUAUUGGGAUCCAAUAUCCAAUAAAUGGCAGGAAGACCAUUUAUACUUGACUUGUGUUGCGAAUACUAGUUCAUUACGAGCGGUUGCGACAGCUGCGCUAACAUCUGUAUGAUCCACAGAGGGAUGAGGGAAAUGCACGUUUUAACAGUUGUGUUCGCCGUUGUAUUUGUCGUUAAUCAGACUGAAGCUUGGGGAUACAAGAAUGGAAUACUGCACAACUCCAUCUUGCUUGAGCAAGCAGCUGGAGUUUUCCACCGUGAGUCUCGCAAGGGGAGAUAUCAACUGACGUAUAAUGAAGCCAGGGCUGUGUGCAAAUUUGAGGGGGGGACUCUUGCUACAUAUGAUCAACUAGAGGCUGCUCGCCAAAUUGGGUUCCAUGUGUGUGCAGCUGGAUGGUUUGACAAAGGACGUGUGGGCUAUCCUAUCGUUAAAGCUGGCACCAACUGUGGUUUCGGAAAGGUUGGAAUCAUUGAUUACGGGUACCGGCUCAACAGAAGUGAGAAGUGGGAUGUCUACUGCUACAACCCUGGAGCAAAAGAGUGUGGAGGAGUGCACACAGAUCUGCAGAAGGUUUUCCAUUCACCUGGUUAUCCAGAGGGCUACAAGGAUAAGCAGAUUUGUAACUGGCACAUUCGUGUACGCUAUGGCCAAAGGGUCCACCUGCACUUCCUAGACUUUGAUAUUGAGGAGGACACAGCUUGUCUCAGUGAUUAUUUGGAGAUCUAUGAUGGCUAUGAUGAUGUUUCAGGAUUUGUUGGAAGAUACUGUGGGGAUGAACUUCCAGAGGACUUCAUCAGUACAGGAAACGUCGUGACCCUGAAAUUCCUCUCUGAUUCCUCUGUGACGGCUGGAGGGUUUCAACUGCAAUACAUUGCUGUGAACUCGUCUCUGCUCUAUGAUGAUCAUGCUGACACCUUCUCUUAACCAUUUUUUAAUACACCAGACUGACUUUGACAAUUGUCUUUUUUUUUUAUUAUAUUUUUUCACCUAAUAUGCACUAUUAAA
Messenger RNA from Myxocyprinus asiaticus (Chinese sucker), 1113 nucleotides. RefSeq names its product tumor necrosis factor-inducible gene 6 protein-like. NCBI's taxonomy places the organism in Eukaryota, Metazoa, Chordata, Actinopteri, Cypriniformes, Catostomidae. The coding region runs from base 217 to 1032 and encodes 271 amino acids. The record is from RefSeq and is a predicted model, not a curated record. Gene Ontology annotation, molecular function: hyaluronic acid binding. The transcript has 6 exons. Gene Ontology annotation, biological process: cell adhesion; negative regulation of inflammatory response.